Phialemonium atrogriseum is the source of this 510-nucleotide messenger RNA. RefSeq lists its product as uncharacterized. Bases 1 to 510 code for a protein of 169 amino acids. The transcript has 5 exons. NCBI's taxonomy places the organism in Eukaryota, Fungi, Ascomycota, Sordariomycetes, Cephalothecales, Cephalothecaceae. The record is from RefSeq and is a predicted model, not a curated record.
AUGUCGAAGUUCCUCAAACUGGGCGCUCCCCUUGAUGCGACGGGGCUGCCAGUACACGCCACGUCCGUAUCCAACCUUAUACAGCCCUCGCCUCACGAACUGCCUUCGUCCCAGGAACGGCCUUCGCUCCAGGAACAGUUUUACGUCAGGAACAGGCUUCAUCUCAGGGCGCGGUUCAAGUUUCGAUCCAGAAUCGACCAAGACGAAUUCUGGGCUGCACUGUUUGGGACUAUCGGCGCUAUUACAACCAUCCAACUCGACGUCGCAUUUCUUGCGCCCCUCGUCAUCGUCGCCCUGUGCUCCUUCCUAGCGAGGUAUACCGGCCUACGACAAAAGGCGUGGAUGGGGAAGAUCGGGAAGCGGGUCGGACUCACCGCGAACGUCAUUGGUACUAUUCCCAUUUCUGUACUUCGCAACCCCGAAAAGCCCCCUCUCAGUGGCGGGUGCAGCAGGCUCCCCAUGCGCGAGGGGCUCUCCAGGCGCGAGGUGCGGUACAGGCGUGUUGGCUAG